AUGCCGUCUGAGUGCCACGGCGGCCCUUCGGGGUCCCCUUCUGCCUGCGGCGCUGCUGCUGCAGCAGCAGCAGGAGAAAGCGAAGAGGAGCUUUUCUGGCAGCAAAAAGACACGCAGUACUUUUCCAAGGUACACCCGCAGCUGCUGCAGCUGCUGCAGCAGCACCAGCAGCAAAGCAGUCAGUUCAUUGAGUUCGCCGUGCCUCUGCUGACAGAAAGAAGCAAACGCUACCAGCAGCAGCAGCGGCUGCUGCAGCAGCAGCAGCAACUGUUGCAGCAGCAGCAGGCGCAGCAGCAGGGGCAGGGGGAGCAGCAGCAACAGCAAGUGCUGCAGCAGCAGCAGCUGCUGCAGCAAGCGGCAGUGCAAACAGUGUCGCUGCUGCUGUCUUCUGAAGACAUUUCAGCAGCAGUAGGAGACAGCGCACUUCCGAAGACGGAGGAGGACGAGGAGCAGCAGCUGCUGCAGCAGCUGGAGAAGCUGCAGCAAGAGCUGCAGCAGGAGCAGCAAAAGCAUCAGAAGGAGCAGCAGCUGCGGCAGCAACAGCAGCAGCAGCAGCAAGCCCGCGCAUCUUGCAGCACUGCGUAUGCCCAUGGGGCGGAGAAGCGAGAGUACACUGGUCCUCCCGCUGAUGCUGCCAGCAGCAGCAGCAGCAGCAGCAGCGACGGGCCCGAAGUUGGCGCAGCAGCAGCUGCUGAGCAGCUGCCGCGCCGCGCUGCGUCGUCUCCGCGCUGCCAGCAGCAGCAGCAGCAGCUGGGAGCUGCUGCAGGGGCGGACUCAAGUCCCCGGAGAAGCUGCAGGCCCGGCAGCAGCGGGCCCGCCGCCCCCAGCAGCAGCAGCAGCAGCAGCAGCAGCAGCAGCAGCAGCUUGGUGUGCGCGGAGUCGAGCGUGUUCUCGUGGCUGCCUGUGUCGCGCAGCCCGAGCCUGCAGCAGCUGCUGCACCACCAGCAGCUGCUGCUGCAUGCGCCUUACCAAACAAGAGACACGGGAAUUGCUUAUAGGGAAAAGGAGACAGCAGCAAACUCUUUAAUUGAUUUAAUUGUCAAGAAAAAGCCAGCAGCAACUCAGCGGCUGCAGCGGCGGCACGCGGGCGGCGGCCGCAGCUGCAGCAGCAGCAGCAGCGCCGCGCAGCAGCGCGCCAGCAGCAGCAACGCCAAACCCGACCCCGCAACAGCAGCAGCAGCAGCAGCAGCAGCAGAAGAUGACGCUGCAUGCGAAGCUGUCUUCGACCCUCUUGUUAACAAAAAGUGGCAGGGGCAGCUGCUGCCUCAGGUGUACGUACACCCCCCCCCAGACGGCGCCGUGCUCUCGCUGCUGCUGCCUCCAGCUGUCACUGCAGCAGACUUUCCUGCUGCUCUCAACGACUGCAGCAGCGUGGACGAGCUCCUGGCUCUUCAGAAGCAGCAGCAGCAGCAGCAGCAGGAGGGGGAGCUGCUGCUGCUGCAGCGGUGUCAGUUCUGCAACGUGAAAGUCUGCAGAAACUGCUGGGGGACUGUCGAGAGACAACCUGCUGCUGUCUCCUUUUUGAGCGAAGCAGCAGCAAGAGCAGUUCGGCUGCAGCGCCGCAGGGCCUGGAGAGACGGCAGCAGCAAACCCCCAGCAGCAGCAGCAGCAGCAGCAGCAGGUCCGGGGCCCGCAGCAGCAGCAGCAGGCUUGGGGGCCGCAGCAGCCGCGGCGGCCGCGGACGACCCCAGCAGCGUGGGCAGCGACGAAGCAGCAGCAGCAGCAGCAGCAGCAGAAGCCUGGGUUUGCCCCCGCUGCGCUUGUCUCCUUUCGGGGGAGUUGAGUUCAUUUGCUGCUGCUCGGUGUCUCCUCUGCAGCAGAAUUGAUGGCUUGCUGCUCAAGAGGGUGGACCAGAAGCCUGCAGGGAGCAGCCGCAGCGCGCACCCCACAGACCCCAGCAGCAGCAGCUGCGCGCAGUGGGUGCACUGCGUCUGCGCCGAGGGUUUAGUGCCUCCCCGAUUUGCUGCUCUUCCCACGGAGUCUCUCCGCAGCAUUGCCAGGACUGCCUUCGACAAACCCUGCUGCUACUGCGGCCUAAAACAAGGAGCGACAACGAGCUGCAGCAGCAACGGCAACGGUAACCGCUGCGCUUACGUGUUCCACGUGUCUUGUGCGCGGGCGCUGGGCUGCCGCCUCGAGGGCCACCACGGCAGCAGCCACAAGCUGCAGUGUCUGUACCACUCGCUGCUGAGUGCGGGGCGGCCAGCAGCAGCAGCACACAAGCAAGCAGCAGCAGCACACAAGCAGCCAGCAGCAGCAGCAGCAGCACACAAACCAGCAGCAGCAGCAGCAGCAAGAGCCACCGACAAUAGACUCCCCCUCACCAGGGGCCCUCCCCCUCCCCCUCGCGAGCUCGAUGCGCUGCACCAUUUAGCUGCCAACCCCAUCGAAUAUUUGCAGCCGAAGCCGUCGCGUGCUCCUGCUGCUGCUGCUGCUGCAGCAACAACAGCAACAGCAGCAGCAGGGGGUUGUGAGGAGAAGGCGGAAGAGAGCAGCAAAGGCGUGGGGGGCGCGGCCGACCCCGCAGGCAGCAACGGCGCCGCUGCAGCCCCAGACAGCAGCAGCGGCAGCAGCAGCAGCAGCAGCAGCAGCAGCAGCAAUAUGUGCGCAAGUGACCCCGAGAGCGACGGGGGCGAAGGCAGCCGCACGCCAGCGCCCCCCUCUCCCAUGCAUUUGGCGGAGCAGCAGGAGCUGCUGCAGCUGUCGCGAGUGGUGGCAACAGAAGCAGUGCGGCGGCGCGAGAGGCGCAGCAGCAGCAGCAGCAGCAGCGGCUUUGCUGCUGCAGCAGACCUGCCCCCCCCAGCGACCUGCAGCAGCAGCAGCAGCAGCAGCGAGCAGCACAAGCGGCCCUGGGAAGCUGCUGCUGAAGACGCCGAGGCAGCAAACCAAAGCAAGCGGAGGCGGGAGGCCGACGCGACGCCGCCCUCCUCCCCCACAGCAGCAGCAGCAGCAGCAGCAGCAGCAGCAGGGUGGCCGCCAAUGCCUUUGCCUCCGCCCCCCAAGGUUGCUGCUUCUGCAGCGAUGUUAUCCGCCCAGUGGUACGGAGGGUCCUGCACGGGUCUGUACUUGGGGGGACCCCAGGGGCCACCGGGGGCCCCCUUGGGGGCCCCGGGCGGCAGCCAGCAGAGGGCUGGGGGCCCCCUUGGGGGCCUCCAGGGCCCCCACUCGGGGGGCCCCCUUGGAGGCCCCCACGGGGGCCCCCAGGGGGGGCCCCCAGAGGCCGGGGGGGCCCCCGGGGGCCCCGGAGAGGGGGGCCCCCUACAAGGGGACAAUGAACCCAAGCCGGUCUUUUGCCCUAUUUGUAAUGGACUUUAUAAAGAACUUCCUGGGGGGGGCCCCGGAGAUGGUUUACACUGGAUUGGCUGCGAUUGCUGCCUGCAGUGGUACCACUGGCUGUGUUCUGGCUACACCGACGAGCACCCGCCUCCAGCUGACGAAGAUUGGUUUUGUUACUUUUGUGCCACGCGAAUAAGAGCUUCUUUGGAGCGAAAAAACAAAGAAAAAACAGCAACAAAGCACCAGCAGCAGCAGCAGCAGCAGCAGGCCAGAAAGGGCAGCGGCUUGGGCAGCAACGCUGCAGCAGCAGCAGCAGCAGCAGCAAAAGUAGCAGCAGCAGCAGCAGCAGCACGAUUGUUUCCGACUGGUGCGCGGCAGCAAAAUUUAUCGGCGGCGCAGCAGCAGCUGUCUUCAUUUUGA
Eimeria tenella is the source of this 3696-nucleotide messenger RNA. RefSeq lists its product as uncharacterized. Lineage: Eukaryota; Apicomplexa; Conoidasida; Eucoccidiorida; Eimeriidae. The record is from RefSeq and is a predicted model, not a curated record. The coding region runs from base 1 to 3696 and encodes 1231 amino acids. The transcript is spliced from 8 exons.